CAGACCACAGACUUCUGUCUUUUUGAAGCUGAUCUGUUUUAUUGCUGUCUACUGCAUAAUAUCUUUAAAUUAUAAAAUUAAAUAAAUGGAACCUUCUAUAACACAGUACUUCUUCACAUUAACGGAAAGACUACUUUUAAAAGUAUAUUCGAGACUAAUGUAGCGAGACAAAUACGGAUCAUUUGUCUUGUUGGUGUGUUUGUGUGCUCGUACGCGUAUACGUUGUGAGUGCUCUCCCUUAGUCUCAACGUGCGAAGACGUCUGCAGUGUGUUCUUCUGAAAACUUUUCGUAAAAUUUUACAAUUUUGAAUUAGCUAUUAGUCUGUUUUACAAUAAUUAAUAACAUAUUGUUCGGCCUCUACAUCGGUUGUCGUGCUGCACUGACACCGAGCGCCGUUCGAACAUUCGAUCCAUACUCGAGUCUUGUCAUCACACAGCAGCAGCCUGAGCUCAGUGCUUCACCAGUGACUAGUCACAGUCCUGUGAACUUAAAGUAAAAUUCUUUGGUUUUCGAGCUUGGUAUGGAUCCAAAUUAUCCGAAGGAGCACCCAAGAAACCUUAUUCCAGAGUUAUGUCGUCUGUUUUAUAAACUGGAAUGGGUGACAGGCACCGGCGGUGGCAUAACUGUAAAGUACAACAACGAAAUCUACAUUGCCCCCUCUGGGGUACAGAAAGAGAGGAUCGAACCAGCUGACCUGUUUGUACAGACAAUUGAUGAAAGAGAUAUUGACGGGCCUCCACCCAAGAAAAAACUGAAAAAGAGCCAGUGCACGCCACUGUUUAUGAAUGCCUAUACUAUGAGAAAUGCUGGAGCAGUCAUCCACACACAUUCCAAGAAUGCUGUUAUGGCAACACUAUUAUACCCUGAAACAGAAUUUCGAAUUACUCACCAGGAGAUGAUCAAGGGCAUAAAAAAAUGUAGUCAAGGGUCUUAUUAUCGUUACGAUGAGGAAUUGGUUGUACCAAUUAUUGAAAACACUCCAGAAGAAAAAGACUUACAGGCAGAAAUGGCUAGAGCAAUGGAAGACUAUCCAGAUACUUGUGCAGUUCUGGUGCGGCGGCAUGGUGUCUAUGUAUGGGGAGACACCUGGGAGAAAGCUAAAAGCAUGUGUGAAUGUUAUGACUACCUCUUUGAUAUUGCUGUUCGAAUGAAGCAAAUGGGACUGGAUCCUACUCAAGUGCCAAAGGCACCAAAAGGAGCCUAUACAUCUAACUGUGUAUAAUUGAUGGGUGACCUCUGAGCCAACACUCUUGGAAAGACAGUGUCCUAAUUGGUUAGCCAUUUCAGAAACUCUGUGCUGACAUGGUUAGGUUUACAGCUCCUGCUGCGUGGUGCAUUGUGUAGGCAUGGUUGAAACUGGUGCUAAUGGCAUAUAUGAAUAAUUUUUUUUUAAUCACACGUUGUAUGUUGUUAUAUCCAGGCAAACAUAUGAGUGAGCACUUCCCAUAGUGCAGUAUUUUAAGUCUUAUCAGUAUUUUAACAGCCAGAUUGUUUAUAAUGUUGUGUUUUUUCCUCCAGCUGCGUUGUACAAUACUGUUUCUUAUACAAAAUACAAAUUAGGGUUCAAGAGCGAGACAGAAAAAACUUUUUUUUUUUUUUGUAGGUUGUACUUGUCACAUUGUAAUCUAUUGAGAAAUUUUGCGUGGUAAACUUUGUUGAGCAGUUUUGCAUUAAAUUUGUAUGGCAGCCGUGGUGUUGUUUUUCUUUAUUUCGAAAUUUAUGUUGAAAACAUUGAAUUAGGGACUGCAUGAUUACAAAAGCUUAAAGUAGAUAACUUCAUAAUAGAAGAUGCGGUCGCAUGAUUGCGAAUGAUGUGAAAACUGCAGCUAACGUCAGCAUGUCUAGUCAGGAGAGAGAUGAUUUUUAAUUCAAUUCUCAGGCAGAAUAUUUAUGCAGUGGACUACUAUGGUGAUGCUUGGGAAUUGAAAAUUUAUUAUAAAUAAAAUGUCAAAUCUUAUUUGAUAAUUUUAUGAAUGGUAGUGUAUUGUGGUUAAAUAUUUAUCAUGUGCAUGGGAAAAACUGGGUUUGUGAACAAGUGAAUUGUGGUUAUGGAUUUUUCAAUAAACAGCUUUUCUGGAUUCAGAUGUGUAGAUAUG
Molecule: messenger RNA, 2097 nt
Organism: Pomacea canaliculata
Lineage: Eukaryota; Metazoa; Mollusca; Gastropoda; Architaenioglossa; Ampullariidae
Product: methylthioribulose-1-phosphate dehydratase-like
Exons: 7
Coding region: 522-1223 (233 amino acids)
Cellular component (GO): cytoplasm
Molecular function (GO): methylthioribulose 1-phosphate dehydratase activity; metal ion binding
Source: RefSeq, a predicted model, not a curated record